Triticum aestivum (bread wheat) is the source of this 741-nucleotide messenger RNA. RefSeq lists its product as uncharacterized. NCBI's taxonomy places the organism in Eukaryota, Viridiplantae, Streptophyta, Magnoliopsida, Poales, Poaceae. The record is from RefSeq and is a predicted model, not a curated record. The transcript is spliced from 2 exons. Bases 273 to 686 code for a protein of 137 amino acids.
GGGAUCCUCAAGACGUUGGAUUCGAUGAGCCUUUUUCACCUUUUGCAGAUUAAAGCAAAACGGAUAACAAUGGCAACGUCUGAUGCAAUAACAACUCCUCCGCCCCAUCGUUUUCCCUCUCGACCACGGACUGAGACUCGUAACCAUCCAUAUUAAAUUCACAGCAUCGCGUCUAGGGUUUUGGCAGACCAAAGUCCCAACUCGUCGUAAUCGUAGCAUCAAUUCUUUAUCAUCCGUCCUCGAGUUUCAAUCUGUUUGCUUGUUCCGUUUCCAUGGCUGCGGCGGCGGCAGAGCGGACGCCGGUGUUCAUGAAGGUGGGAGAUCUCAGGCCCGGGACGUCGACCGGCCACACGCUUCUCGUUAAGGUGCUAAGCUCCAAGAUCAAGACCGAGACCAAGACCGUGGUGACCCGCUUUGGCCCGGCGGCGAGGCCCACGAGGAUCGCCGAGUGCCUCGUCGGUGAUGAGACGGGAUGCAUCCUCUUUACCGCCCGCAACAACCAGGUUGACAUGCUGAAGCCCGGCAACACCGUUAUUCUUUGGGAUGCAAAGCUUGGCAUGCCCAAGGGGAUAAUGAAGCUAGCUGUUGACAAACGGGGGCUUGUUGAUGUCACUGAACCGGCAAGCUUCGAUGUGAAGGAGGACAACAAUUUCUCACUUGUGGAGUACGAGUAUGUACAGGUCUAGGUCUACGUGUAAGAGUGGACUUAUUUCGCUCUUAAUCAGAACAAGUGCUUUCCAA